AUGGGUGGAUAUUUUUUUCUUUGUGUAGUGUUGUUACAGCUGUCAGGGCCACUACAAGUUGCUUUGGCUGGAACAAGCCCUCUGAGGUGCAAAUUUGGCACUACACUGUGCAGCGACGGUUCAGAAUGUAUACUUUACAACCAUUUGUGUGAUGGAGAGCCUGACUGCAAGGAUGGGUCUGAUGAAGAGAACUGUGCAUCAAUAUGCAAUGAAGACCAGUUCCAGUGUGCACAUGGGAAGAAGUGCAUAGAGCAGAGCCAGGUGUGUGACGGUGUGUCCCAGUGUCGGGACCACUCAGAUGAACUGGAAUGUUUCAAGCCAACGAAAGCCUGUGCCCAUCAGUGUGGUGACAAGAACCGCUGUAUUCCCAGCAGUUUCAUCUGUGAUGGGGAGAGAGACUGUCUGGAUGGAAGUGAUGAGGCAAACUGUGGUGUUGAGGUCUGCAGUGCCAGUGACUUUAAAUGCACUAGUGGAGAGUGUGUAUCAGACAAAGUACGUUGUGAUGGAUACCCAGACUGCCAGGACCAUUCGGAUGAGGAGAAAUGCCUCAAACCACCAGUAUGUAUCACCAAGCAACGCUGCCCACAGAGCAAAGAGUGUCUGGUGCAGGAGUGGAUUUGUGAUGGACAUCAGGAUUGCAAAGAUGGCACAGAUGAGAAGGACUGUCCCGUGCCUCAAAUAACCUGUGGUGAGUUUCAGUGGUCUUGUAAAUCCAAGACCAAGUGUAUCCCCACAGCGUGGAGGUGUGACGACAUGAUGGACUGUGACGAUGGCACCGAUGAGGCUGAAUGUGACAUGGAGGGAUGCCUUCCUCACCUGUUCCAGUGUGAUGAUGGGGAGUGUCUGGACCCUGUCCUGGUGUGCAAUGGUUUUCCAAACUGUGCCGAUGGCUCAGAUGAAGGAGGAAGCUGCCAGAUUAAAUGUACGGAUGAGGAUAAUGGCUGUUCUCAGACCUGCUACUCCACACCACAGGGAACGAGUUGUGGCUGUGGACCUGGAUACAGACUGGCUGAGGACGGCUUCACCUGUGUUGACAUAGAUGAGUGUGAAGGGCAGAGUCCAGGUGUGUGCAGUCAGAUCUGUGCCAACACUCCUGGUUCCUAUCAGUGUGACUGUCACCCAGGCUACGUAAUGGAGACCAAUGGACACAACUGCAAGAUCAUUGGUGAACCGCUCCUCUUGUCUUCCGUCCUAAAUGAUCUCUUCCUGAUUGGCCUGCACAGUGGCAGAGUAGAUGUGUUGUCCUCCUCUGCUGAGAAGGCCAUCCUCUCUCUGGACUAUGACUGGAAAGAGCAGAGGGUCUUCUGGGAUAGUCUGGACACUGCAAGCAUCGGCUGGUCUUCACUGGAGCAGAAAACAACUGGAACUCUGAUUAAAGGUGUGCGAGCUGAUUCUGUAGCUGUGGACUGGCUUGGGAGGAACCUGUACUGGAUAGAUGGGGUCAACAGUCAAAUUGUUGCUAUCAAGCUGCCCACAGCCACGGUGAACUCACUGGACCAAAGCAUCAUCCUGGAUGAAGACUUGGAUCAGCCUCGCUCUCUGGCACUGCUGCCACAAAAGGGGUUGAUGUUCUGGACAGAAAUUGGCAAUGCAGUGAAGAUAGAGCGUGCUGGGAUGGACGGGUCAGAGCGGCGAGCUGUGGUAAACUCCAGUCUGGGUUGGCCAGGGGGUGUUACUGUGGACCCCAUGUCUGACAGAGUUUACUGGACAGAUGUGAGGCUGAGAGCAAUCGGAUCUGCAACACUGGAUGGGGAUGACAUAAAGAUCUUACAGAUGAAAGAGAUCGCCAACCCAUUCUCCCUGGCUGUGUUCAAUGACAUGCUUUACUGGUCAGAUUCCAAGAAGCGAAUGGUGCAGGCAGCACAUAAAAUCACUGGCAAAAAACGACGAGUUCUCCUGAAAAGGCUGAGACAACCUUUUGCUUUGAAGAUAAUCCACCCACAGCUCCAGAUGGAAGCCGAGAACCCCUGUGAGAAGAGGGACUGUUCCCACCUGUGCAGCCUGGCUCCGGGGCCCACGGCUGUGUGCAAAUGCCCCUCUGGUCUUUUACUGGCUGAGGAUGGUCUGACCUGUUCCAGCCUGGUUAAUUCAGCUUUCCUGUUGAUGCAGUCAUCUUCCACCAUCACCCAGAUCUACUUGCAGUCCAGACAUACGGCAUCAGACCUGAAGGGCUGGCCUGAACACGUGGCCCUACAGUUGCCCAGCAUCAAGGCUGCAAUCCUGGACUACAACCUACGAGACCACACCCUGUAUUUAACAGAUGACAGCACAACUUCACUCAGCAGCUUCAAACUGCAGGAGUCCAACCUAACCUCCCACAGUGAGCUGCUGAAGCUCCUGGGUGACACCAUCACUGCCAUGGCUCUGGACUGGGUGACGCUCAAUAUGUACUGGAGCAGCAACAAACAGCAGCGACUGCAGGUCUCGUCCUUCACAGAUGCAUGGACCACUGUUGUCAUAAAAGACGGUAUUGGUCGGAUAGAGUCCAUCGUGCUUCACCCUCAAAGUGGGCGCGUUUGUUUCACCAACCUGGUCCUGACCGGCACAGACACUGUGGUGACUGUGGAGUGUGCAGACAUGGACGGUGCUGAGCGGAGCGUGGUGUGGAAGGAUGGUGUGAGACCCACAUCACUGGUCUUCUCCAGCAGCGGAGAGUCUAUUUACUGGGCUGACACCAGUUUGGGAACAAUUGGCUCUAUCCAGCUCAAUGACCAUAAAUACAGUGAGUUGAAGGUUGGCGACGGUCUGGCCGCUGUGGCUCUAAGUGACUACCUGCUGCUCUGGAUGACUGUUUCUGAUAAGACGAGGCUCUGGUACCGAGAUGAGCAUCAACAGAGCAAACUGUGGUUUGAGGUUGGCUCAGAAGUGAUCAGCUUAAAGGCGUUCAGCAAGUCCAGCCAGACUGGUUCAAACCAAUGCUCACACAACAAUGGGAACUGCCAGCACUUGUGCCUCGCCACCCCAGGAGGUCGCACAUGCAGGUGUACCCAUGACCACGUCCUUGUGAAUGAAACGCUCUGUAGCCCAGACCAGCAGCACUGCCCGGCUGGAAGCAGGAUGUGUCUGGAUGGACUCUCAUGCCAACCUGUUGGCAAGUUCUGUAAUGGGCACGUAGACUGCACCGACCACUCCGAUGAGAACUGUUUCAGUGUUGAGCAGAGGUCAGGUGAUGCCCCUGGCCCCACUCAGCCCCAAAGCUCAGCUUCACCCCUUCCGUCUCUGCCGUCUGUGUCAGAAGAACCUGGUCUGACCACAACCCUGAAUAUCAGCAUCCAGCUCACGGACCUCGACGUCAAAGAGUGCAGCGAGAGACGGUGCAGCGGCAGAGGACAAUGUGUGGAGGUCGAUGGGAAAACAGCAUGUGUGUGUUCACUGCUGUACAGUGGAGACUCCUGUCAGGACCAUCUCCUGAAGUCCAUGAAGAGUCCUGUAGUCUACGGGGCAGCGGCCUGUGUAUUAUUGGUGGUUAUUGCUGUGAUAGCAGUGGUGUUAAAGAAGAAGAAAGGCAACUCAAGGAGAGCGAACCCAGAAAAAGAAACGAACAUGACCAACCUGGAGAAAAAAGCCGAGUCCACCCCCAGUACACAAACUGCCCCAGCAGGCGCAGACAAACCAGAGGAAGUGGUAUCUUCUGUGGACUGAAGCUGAUUUACAGGCAAGCUGGGUUUUAA
This is a messenger RNA of Sphaeramia orbicularis (orbiculate cardinalfish), 3671 nucleotides long. It is a transcript of the gene lrp13a, whose product is annotated as low-density lipoprotein receptor related-protein 13. Gene Ontology annotation, molecular function: calcium ion binding; protein binding; hormone binding. The record is from RefSeq and is a predicted model, not a curated record. NCBI's taxonomy places the organism in Eukaryota, Metazoa, Chordata, Actinopteri, Kurtiformes, Apogonidae. The transcript is spliced from 19 exons. Gene Ontology annotation, biological process: receptor-mediated endocytosis. Bases 1 to 3642 code for a protein of 1213 amino acids. Gene Ontology annotation, cellular component: apical plasma membrane; plasma membrane; signaling receptor complex.